GCCAACCAGUUGACAAUUUGGCAGAAAAAUGACGCUAAAAUUGCCUUGUAGCUAGUCGGGGAUAGAAUCUCUUCUCCAAAACGCUGUCGCCAAUUCAUGCAAGCUUGGCAGUGGUGGAAACAAUUUAAAGGGCGGCGCUUACCGUUGAAUACGCUUACUGGAGAAUGGAAUGGCUGCCUACGGCAUGACCUGAAAUCUUUUGGGUAGAGGAUCUGUGAACACAAGCACGCCUAUAUAAGCAACCAACACUCCGCUGCGCUAAAUUCUUUCUCGUCAAAACUGAAUAAACCACAAUUUUCCGUGAUAUAUCUCUGAUAUAUAUAUGUACUGAGAGUCAUCUCCAUUUACAAAGCUCCGGUUUUUUGAGAAGCAAUCCACCCGCGAAGAUGAACCGCGUCGCCGCAAGGGGACUCCAUGCUACGGCGCAGAGAGUACUUCAAUAUAGUGGUUCUGUCAACCUCGGAGAUGUUAUUUCGACGAAUGCAGAUGGGGCUGAGUGGUCAGACUCAGUGGACAGUGGAUGCAACAUGAUAGAAAAAGCUGAUCCUCGGAUAAAACAAGCUCACAUUCAGGGUGCGCGGGCACACAGGUCGAGUAAAGACAGAAAUGACUCAAAGGAUGUCAUUACGGUAGCGCUCUUAACCGCCACAGGGACUCGUGUCGGCAGUGCCCAUUUCCACCUUGACGGUUCCUUUAAGUUCUUUCCUUCUCGUGCCGGAAAGCUGGGCGGAUUUGCAGACAACUUGCAGAAAGCGGGUCUCGUGGUAGAAGAGGGAGGGCCUGAGAGGAAUACUGGGGGUGCGGGUGAUGAAAACAAUCCGGCACAGCAAUCUUCUUCAAAAUAGUUAUUAGCACGGACGCUUUUUCUUGUACGGACUGAUGAACACGGGAAAUGAUUCAAAUGAGUAGUAUGGAUAUGCUGAAGGAGGCGGCGCAGGCUGCCAUUGCACUGGCGAUUUCUUGUAUUUAGGACUACUUGACCGGAGUUAAAGAAUAAUGCUCUCUCCACACAGAUUCUCUUCUGUAGGCAAUAUUUCCAGAUCCAAUAGGGUCCCCGUCGCCCAAAAUUAGACAGGAUGAAUGCAGCAAACAAUCGGCAGGAUGUUACUUUUCUGCUUAAUGAAAUGCGGUGUGUAGCACAUGUGGUAUAUCUGAUGUCCCGUCUACUUGGAGAUAACGUAAACGUAUAACAUUCAAAUAUUAAACUGUUGUGGUGG
Molecule: messenger RNA, 1217 nt
Organism: Blastomyces gilchristii SLH14081
Lineage: Eukaryota; Fungi; Ascomycota; Eurotiomycetes; Onygenales; Ajellomycetaceae
Exons: 3
Coding region: 387-845 (152 amino acids)
Source: RefSeq, a predicted model, not a curated record